AAUGUAAGAACGCGCCACCAUGCGUCACUAAUGAGAUAAGAAUUUGUAAUUUCUGGUUGAAAUUAAUCAAAUUCUUAAAAUUUUAAUAAAAAAUGAAGGACUGGGUGUUCUGUAAUAAAUGUUCCGCAAAGUAUCAAAGCAACUUUAAGUUUCACUUAACAGAAUGCGGCCACGUCUUUUGUGAUAGAUGUGCGCUGAAAAUAAAGGAAACUAAAAAAUGUCUUUUGUGUAACAAUUCUUCUUCGACAAUGGAGUUGUCUCAAGAAAUGGAUCACAGUAUGCAAAUGUUUUUUUGGCCACUUGAAAAUAUUGUCCAACAAUCAUUACAAGUAAUAAAUUUUCAAAAAAUGCAUAAGAAUUUGUACCUACAAUUCUUAUAUAAGAAAUACGACUAUGCUAAAAGGCAAUGCAUCAGUUCCCAUAAUUCCAUUCAAAAAUUAAAAAAGGAGAACCAGGAACUCAGGGAAAUGUUGAAGAAAGCCGGAUUUAAGACUAAUCCUUUCCUAACCAGCACUCCAGCUUUAGGCCCAAAUCAAACAGCGGACAACGAUCUUUCAGUUAUGUCGUCCAUCAAAUUCGGCACGCCCGGAAGUAUUCCGGGAUCAGCAAGGAGGAUACUCCAAAGCGAAAAGGCCAUGCAGAAUUAUUUGGGUCUAUCCAAAAACAGUUCUCUGGGGACACCAUCCCCGGCCCAAAUGGUACCGAAGGGGUACCACGUGCCCGUCCAUCAGUCUCCAGCUGGUGUGACCCCCAGUUUCAUGGCUCGCAUCAGGGGUAAGUCGGCUAACUUGCCCAUAUACCCUAGGAAAUAAAUAUUGUUGAAAUAUC
Molecule: messenger RNA, 828 nt
Organism: Sitophilus oryzae (rice weevil)
Lineage: Eukaryota; Metazoa; Arthropoda; Insecta; Coleoptera; Curculionidae
Product: probable E3 SUMO-protein ligase RNF212
Exons: 5
Coding region: 93-812 (239 amino acids)
Biological process (GO): homologous chromosome pairing at meiosis; reciprocal meiotic recombination; protein sumoylation
Cellular component (GO): synaptonemal complex
Molecular function (GO): SUMO transferase activity
Source: RefSeq, a predicted model, not a curated record